CUUAAAAAAAAUUAUAUUCCGUACUUAUAAAUGAAACUCGUAAAUCAUAACCUCCAUGUACCGAGAGCUAACAUUGAGCAACAUAUACAUUGAAGCCAAUGGCUUUAUUUCAUCUAUUGCCGACUAAAAUGGUGAAUAAUAGAAUUGUCGUUUUGUGUACAUUUUGCUUAACAAUUCUAACGGGUCACACAGCUGCGGAGUGGUUCAAUCAUGGAGGUGAUUUAAACAAUCGACGAAGUGCCCCAGCAGAAUUAAAGAUUAAUCCGAUCACAGCUCCAAGAUUAAGUCUGAAAUGGAGAUUCGUUGCCGGGUUUGACAUAUCAGCCACCCCAACUGUGGCCAAUGGAGUGGUCUACUUUCCUUCUUGGAAUGGAAAUGUGUACGCGGUCCGUGCUGAUAAUGGAGCCCUAAUCUGGAAACAAAACAUUGGAGCUGUAACUGGGCUGCCUCCGCCUCCGAUGUCGAACGUGACAGUGUCGAGGGCCAGUCCGACGGUUGCCGGAGAUCUUUUGAUUGUGUCAAUUUAUGGGCCGGCUUACGUGAUGGCCGUCAUACGGUUGACUGGUCAACUGGUUUGGUUGACACGCCUUGACCCUCUUCCCCUUGGAGUCGUAACCGCAUCCGGAACUUAUUUCCUGGGGGCAUAUUACGUAGGAGUUGCAUCCCUGGAAAACACUCGACCAAGCUCACCAUGCUGCACUUUCAGAGGGAGCCUAGUCAAGCUAGACGCACGUACUGGCACCAUCUUAUGGCAAACCUACACGAUCCCCGAUAACGGCGGCCAAUUGGGGGGCUAUUCCGGGGCAUCCAUAUGGGGAAGUAGUCCGGCCAUCGACGUUCUCCGCCAGCUCGUUUACGUAGGAACCGGGCAACUAUACAACGCGCCGGCUGAAGUCCAACGAUGCCAAGCGGCCUUAAGCAACCAAACCACCCCACCAAUUGAUAUCAAUCCUUGUAUUGGACCUGAGGUUCACUACGAUUCCAUCAUAGCGUUUGAUAUUAAUUCCGGGCAGAUCAAAUGGGCAACGAGGUUGAGCGGCUAUGACGUGUUCAAUUUCGCGUGCUUGAUUCCAAACAACCCGGAUUGCCCCGUCGGACCUAACAUUGAUGCCGAUUUCGGAGAAGCCCCCAUGCUCCUAAGCAUUGUCUCCAACGGAAGGAAGCGUGACGUGGCGGUGGCUGUCCAAAAAAGUGGCUUUGCAUGGGCGCUUGACCGUGACAACGGUCAAGUCGUUUGGUUUCAGAAAGCAGGACCGGGAAGUAACGAAGGAGGUGGGAUAUGGGGAGCCGCAACCGAUGGGAUCCGGGUCUACACCAACAUCGUAAACGGAGCUAGACAGCCCUUCACCCUGGCGCCUUCUACUCAAACCACCACUAGCGGCGGUUGGGUGGCUUUAGAUGCCAACACCGGCCAAAUCCUGUGGACCACCGCCAACCCUAGCAACGAGACUGCUCCGGGACCCGUUACCAUAGUCAACAACGCGAUCCUGUUUGCCGGGUCGGUAGCGCCUAAUGGUCCUUUCUAUGCAAUGGAUGCUCGGACUGGUCAAAUCAUUUGGAGUUAUAACACCGGCGCAACCAUUUACGGAGGUGCUUCCGCCAGCUAUGGGUGCGUCUUCGUUGGGAAUGGAUAUUCCGUUAAUUUGGCCAAGUUAUUCCACCCUACUUGGACCCAAGGAGAUUCCGUUUUUGCUUUCUGUGUUUAACCCAGCCUUAGCCAAAUAUUCCCCACUUAUAUGAGAUUCGUCCAUACAAUUUCUUUAUUACAAAUAAAGGGCAAGGCCUGAUAUUACUGGCUAGCUGCUAUAUAUAUUUUUCUAAUUUUCAAUAACAUAUACUUAAUGAUACGAUAUUUCACGGAUUAAAUAUUACUCCC
This is a messenger RNA of Oldenlandia corymbosa var. corymbosa, 1876 nucleotides long. The record is from the annotation of a GenBank genome assembly. NCBI's taxonomy places the organism in Eukaryota, Viridiplantae, Streptophyta, Magnoliopsida, Gentianales, Rubiaceae.